Molecule: messenger RNA, 4932 nt
Organism: Lytechinus pictus (painted urchin)
Lineage: Eukaryota; Metazoa; Echinodermata; Echinoidea; Temnopleuroida; Toxopneustidae
Product: DEP domain-containing protein 7-like
Exons: 10
Coding region: 34-1806 (590 amino acids)
Biological process (GO): intracellular signal transduction
Source: RefSeq, a predicted model, not a curated record
UUUCCCAUUCAAACCAUAUCUGGGAAAUUCAAAAUGGCAACUUUGACAGGGUUUCAAAUGCUAACAGAACCAGCCGGUAAUAAUAUGCAUGUUCGUGGGGGAGAACAGCCCGUUUCAACUCCAGGUCCAUUCCGAGCCACUAAAAUGUGGAAUGCUAUAGUUGAUCAUCUUAAGACUGCUGUGGAUAUCCGAACCAGGAAGCACAUGAUGAGGUCAUACGAGGAUUGCUUCCUGGGUUCAGAUGCAGUAGAUGUUAUCUGUGGCUACAUGGAGAGGGAAAAUUCUGAGGUCAAAGAUGUCACAAGAGAGAAAAUAGCAAAGUUAUGUCAGUAUUUCCUAGAUCAGAACAUUAUUGAGGAUGCACAGGCUUGUGGCAAUGUUGGACACAGGAGGGCGGUCUUCAUGGAUAACAACUCACAUUAUUACAGGUUUACAAGUAGAGAGAGCAGUGACGAGUCAACGAGUGAAGAGCAGACGCCAUCAUCACAUAGAGAAUCCAGCGACCUUUCACCUAGUAAUAAAUCAAAGGCAUGCAAGAGGAGAUCAAGUAUAGAUGUUUUGCAGCAGCCGUUCGACAGGAAGAGGAGGAUACGUCAUAGCUUAGGCAAGGGGAAACAAGUCAAGUUUGAUCGCAGGGCAUCCUUAGCAGAAGGGCGCUCCUCUAACAUGAAGGGGAUCCAGAACCCUGCCUUCGAAGGCCCCCAUUCCGACGCCCUCACAACCAUCGUCACGCCAACCCGUCAGCCACUAGCAACCCUCAACCACCGGGACCAAGCUGCGACCCCGGGAUCAAAGAGAUUUGGUAGAGAGAGUAGGAGGGAGAGGAGACUUUCCAAACAAGUGAUCAGUGACAUCUGGAAGGAGGUCAUCAUCCAGAGGAUCUUACAUCUGGUAGAGCUCCCCCAUCUGGAUAAUCUGCUUGCCUGUGCAGCCAGCUACCAUUACGAGUCUGCAGAGCAUGUAGAAAAGUCUAUGCCAAACCUAGAUACACCAGCCAGGAGGAUGUCCAGUAGAAGGACUUGCCAGAGGCCUGAUAUCAAUAAGAUUGACCCUUGGCUCAGAACUGCCAUGCACUGUCUAGACGUCCAUCCAGAGGGCGCUAACGUGAAACGCGACUUCACCUCCAGCCGUCCGCACGCACCGGGGAUGCUGCACGCCCGCAAGCUCCUCCUCUACAAAGCCAUUGUCAAACUGUACACCGAAAGCCGUAAAGAACCGCUCAUAACCCCUCUACUGAUGGAUAUAGUUACAAUGAUUCUUGGUGCGCUCGGAGGCGGGAAGGGAUCCCGGGCCAUUGAACUUACUCAACUAUGCCUCCUUUUGUUGCCGGGGGCAACCCGACUCCGAUUGAGGGCGCUACUAAGGUUCAUGGGGGAAGCUGGGAAGAAGACAUCGGUCAAGCUGACCUACCAGGUCGACAAUCAUACCAACGUCUGUAACACUCUCCAGAGGGCCAUCAUAUCAAGCCCUCUACUGUCAGCCAUCCAAGCCAAGAACCUAGUCUCUUUCUUCCUGGAUGCUCAGAAUAAAAUCUUCAAGAUUCCCGAGGCAGUUCUUCAAGUAGUAACGACGAGGAUAGGGCAAGCUAAACAGGGUGAACAGGACCUUUGUAGAGUGGUCUUCUGCCAGACGGUCACAACUGAACAGUUUGAGGUUCAAAGCUACACCAAUGAAGCCCUCAAGAACCUCAUGAAUAGCAUCAUUGAUGACACCAAGCUGUCGCUGAAGGAGAAGAAACAGAAGCUGAAGCACCUCCAGAAAACCCAUGCAGAGGUCUACAACAGACACUUUGCCGAUAUGCUCUAGUAUAUAUUCCAUGCUAUUCCUGUUAACCAGUUGGAUACCUAGUUUUGUGAUGUCCAUAGGCUUUGUACAGGGAUCACCCGCUUCCAGUAGGCAAUGGGUUAACCUGUAGACUACUGAAUACUCUGAGUCUCAUGGGCUUUGUACGGGGAAAAUCCGGUUUCAGAAGGCAACGUGUUAACCUGUUGAAUACCGAAUUCUGCUAUUCCCAUAGGCUUUGUACAGGGAUCACCCGCUUUCAGUAGGUAACAGGGUAAGAUGAAAUUAUGCCCUUCUGAAAAAGAAAAUCUAUUCAUGUGCACAAAUGCAUAGAGAGCACAGAAACAUUUCUCAGUGACUGGAAUAUGUUUAAUCUUUAUUUUAAGAUUUAUUCCAAACAGAACUACAUUCCUCAGCUAAUAUUUUACUUCUCAUUUCCUUGUUUUUGCUUUUCUUGUUUUUUUUUAUUCUGUGAAAACUGCCAUUCAGCUUAUUUUGAAAUUUUACAUUGGAGGGUUUUUUUUUUUCAUCAUUUUAGUUUCUAUUCAAACAUUCCACUGCCAAAGUUUUAAUUUGGUUACUUCUUACAGGAAAGGAGCAUAAUUGACAAUUUCUUCGAAAGAAUAGCAAUUCCGGGCACAAAUGCAUGCUCUAACUGCGCAUUUUAAUGUCAAGCAAUGAUAAAGUGUUACAAUACUGUAUUAUAAUAGAAUGGAAAUAAUCUGUUGGUAUUUUACAUAUAUAUAUUGUGUAUCAGUGCCUGAUAGAUAGGCAGAUUAUUAUAAAAACCACUGUACGUAAACAUUCCUGAACCCAAACCGCAAUCACUGCCAAAUUAUUGAACAUUCCGGGAGAUAUAUUUGCCCCUGUAACAUAAACCUUAGUGAUCAAUCAUAGGGCUACGAUCGGAUGCAUUGGUGAUUGUGUAUGAUCAAUUGUAAAAUUAGACCCAUUGUGGAAGCGUCGUGGUGUAGCGGUUCUGACUCUCGCCUUGUAAUCAGAGGGUCGUGUGUUCGAAUCCCACCAUGGCCUAGCGUCCUUUGGCAAGGGGUCAAUCCACAAGUUGCCACUCUCCACCCAGGUGUUAAAUGGGUACCCGGUAGGAUGCGAAAGCCUAUGCAGUAUGCCUAGCAAUUGAGUCUUAGAACUCUUGUUGGAAUGCUCCCCAGGGAGUGGAGAAGGUGCAUACAUUGUAUGCGGGCAUGCGAGGAUCCGAUGACCGGGGUAAUAAUAUAUCUGUAAAGCGCUUAGAGACGUCGUUCCGAUGUGUUAAGCGCUAUAUAAAUGCGGAAUAUUAUUAUUAUUAUUAUUGUCAAUCGCUAAGCCUUAUGUGAAAGGGCUCUUGUUUGAAUCCCUUUGUAGUAGGUAUCGGCAGACUCCCCCUUUUCCAUGAAUCCAUGGUGUAUAUUUACCUUUACAUUCUAUAGAAUUUAGUGGUAGAACAGUAGUCAUACAGUUGUUUUCUUCUGUAAAAUAUUAGGGGCAAAGAUUAGAAUGAUUUCUUUAAAUCUGUCCUGAAAUAGAUCCAAAUGUCACUUUGCAGAUGCGCUCAAAGACAUUUUUUAUAUUGUUUUAUUUAACAUUGCAGUCACACCUGUCGAUUAAGGCCACAUAGAUUAAGUGACCACUGGAUUCAGGUGGUCUUUAAAGGUCAAGUCCACCCUAGAAAAAUGUUGAUUAGAAUCAAUAGACAAAUAUCAUACAAGCGUAAUGCUACAAUGUGUUAAUUUCAUCGAAAUCGGAUGUAAAAUAAGAAAGCUAUGACAUUUCAAAGUUUCACUUUGAUAUUUUCAACAAAACAUGUAUAUGCACAACUCAGUGACAUGCAAAUGAGAGAGUCGAUUUCAUGUCCUUCACUCACUAUUUCUUUUGUUUUUUGUUUGAGUUUUAGAAUAUUUCAAUUUUUGCAGAUUGGACACUAAUGACCAACUAAUGACUGAACUAGGAAAUGUUAAAAUAAUGGCAAUUCCACAUGUUCACGAAGGAAUAACUUUGUUUCACAAGACGAUGAAGAGAAAAUGAGAAUAUUUAAUAUUUUAAAAUACACCCAAAAAAAAGUGAUGUCAUUAGCCCUCUCAUUUGCAUUCCGACCAGGAUGUACAUAUAUCAUUGAAAUUAAGUGAAAAAUUGAAAUUUUUUGUAACUCUCUUAUUUUACAUCCGAUUUUGAUGAAAUUUUCAGUGUUAUGCUUGUUGGAUUUUUCUCUUUUUAUUUAAAUAAUUUUUUUUUUUUUGGGGGGGAUGGACUUGCCCUUUAAAGACGGGUAUAUAGCACAUCUGUCUUUCAAGUGGGAGAGAGUUUUGGUGGCCCUUUAAGACAGGUUUUUACUACAGACUGUAUUUUAUUCUGGAUGAGAGCAGUGAUACUGCCAAACUUGGUAUACAUGCUUGAUACAUGCUUGGAGCGUCGUGGCCCAGUGGAUUAGCCUCCGGACUUUGAAACAGAGGGUCGUGGGUUCAAAUCCCAGCCAUGGCGUAAUUUCCUUCAGCAAAGAAUUCAUCCACAGUGUGCUGCACUCGACCCAGGUGAGGUAAAUGGGUACUGGCAGGAAGUAAUUCCUCAAAAAAGCUGUGUGCACCUGAAUAGGUAGCCUAGCUUAGCCGGGCAAUAAUAGCAGGGCCCGCUGGGAGAACAGCUUUCGGAACUGAAGUGGCUACCCUGGGUAAAUAUACCGUUAUUAUUAUUAUAUGUACGAUGUACCAGCUUUCAUGGUGUAUUAACCAACCAUUGAUGUCCCUUUUCAUUCCAUUUCAUAAACUAUUUGUGUAUUUGUGUACUUAACUCCCCCUCGUCUGUGUACAUGCAAAGUAAAGUUAUCUGCGUACACACAGACAAGUGUUAACCCUCAAUCUCCCGGGGUAUUUUGAUUCUUGUCAUUCCGGGGGGGGGGGGGGGGGGGCCAUUAUGGCCCCCCCUUAAGAUCUCGGCCGCUGAUCGCUCGAGCGACGCAAAAAUUUGCACGCUGGUUGUGUGCGAUGUAAUCUACAAGGCUGUAUGGUAACAUUUUCCAAAAUAAUGAGAUUUUAUUUUAUAUGAAUUAAUUAUGCUAAUUUAUGCAUAAAUCAUACUUUUUGCUCUAAUUCACUAAAUAAAGCUCCUAGAAUGCUAAUUUUUGGUUAAAAUAUUCUUUGUAGCAUUCUUAACAAUCGC